Manis javanica (Malayan pangolin) is the source of this 1560-nucleotide messenger RNA. NCBI's taxonomy places the organism in Eukaryota, Metazoa, Chordata, Mammalia, Pholidota, Manidae. The record is from RefSeq and is a predicted model, not a curated record.
CGAGCGGCGGCGGCGGCAGCGCGAGCGGCGGCGGCGGCGGCGGCGGCUGCCCAGGCGACGGAAACCGACCCCUGCCUUUCGGUUCUAAACUGGGAAAGGACUUUGCCUGGGAGUUAUAUCAUUAACUGAUUUUCCUUGAAGAAGGAGAGGAAUUACAUCAUCUGUUUUUCCAGACUCUUUUCAGCAGCUCAAUGGCCUCCCCAAAGAAGAAACUUCAAGGUCUUGUCGCUGCAACCAUCACACCGAUGACUGAGCAUGGAGAAAUCAACUUUUCGGUAAUUGGUCAGUAUGUGGAUUAUCUUGUGGAAAAGCAGGGAGUAAAGAAUAUUUUUGUGAAUGGCACAACGGGAGAGGGCCUGUCCCUGAGCGUCUCAGAGCGCCGCCAGGUCGCAGAGGAGUGGGUGACAAAGGGGAAGAACAAGUUGGAUCAGAUAGUAAUUCAUGUGGGAGCGCUGAGCUUGAAAGAGUCCCAAGAACUGGCCCAACAUGCAGCAGAAAUAGGAGCUGAUGGCAUUGCUGUCAUUGCUCCUUUCUUUCUCAAGCCAUGGAACAAAGAUGUCCUGACUAAUUUCCUAAAGGAGGUGGCUGCAGCCGCCCCCGGCUUGCCGUUUUAUUACUAUCACAUUCCUGCCCUGACAGGGGUAAAAAUUCGUGCUGAGGAGUUACUGGAUGGGAUUCAGGAUAAGAUCCCCACCUUCCAAGGGCUGAAAUUCAGUGACACAGAUCUCCUGGACUUUGGGCAAUGUGUUGAUCAGAAUCGCCAGCGACAGUUUGCUUUCCUUUUUGGGGUGGAUGAGCAACUGUUGAGUGCUCUGGUGAUGGGAGCAACAGGAGCAGUGGGCAGUACCUACAACUACCUGGGAAGAAGAACACACCAGAUGUUGGAGGCUUUUGAACGAAAGGACUUCUCUUCAGCCCUGAACUAUCAGUUUCAUAUUCAGAGAUUUAUCAACUUUGUGCUCAAACUAGGUUUCGGAGUGUCACAGACUAAAGCCAUCAUGACUGUGGUCUCUGGAAUUCCAAUGGGCCCACCCCGGCCUCCACUGCAGAAAGCCUCCAAGGAGUUCACUGACAAUGCCAAAGCUAAACUGAAAAGCUUGGACUUCCUUUCUUUCACUGAUUUAAAGGAUGGAGACUUGGAUGCCUGUAGCUAGGGCCUCUCUAUUAAAUUGGUGUAUAUAAUCCACCUUGAAUAGUACAUUCAUUUAUAAAGACAUUAUAAGUAAGCUUGAACUAAACUCUUUCCUAACAGAUAAAAUCUUAUAUCAAUCAACAAGUAUUUAAGUACUAACUAUGAUCCUAAAACUUUAUUUUGUGAAGGGGCAAAAACUCUAAAAGUAGUCAUGAGCCCUAAGUUAUUCAAUAUUUCUAAAUUUUUUGUGGAGAAAUAUCUGCUUAUAUGGUUGAGGUGGAACAAGAGUAAAAUUGUAAUUUAUUCCAUCUGCCUUUGAGAGGUUCCAUUAUCUUGAUUUCUGGUUUUUAAUCCUGUUUCAAAGUUUUCUAAAUUUAAACAACUGUAAUGUACUUUCAUUAUAAUAAAAUUUCUUUUGAAAACUAGGA